Molecule: messenger RNA, 2170 nt
Organism: Mustela erminea (ermine)
Lineage: Eukaryota; Metazoa; Chordata; Mammalia; Carnivora; Mustelidae
Gene: CWC25
Product: CWC25 spliceosome associated protein homolog
Exons: 10
Biological process (GO): mRNA splicing, via spliceosome
Cellular component (GO): U2-type spliceosomal complex
Source: RefSeq, a predicted model, not a curated record
CAGCCCGGUUUCAACACAGCGUUCCGGAAACCCGGUGAGGUGCCAACAGAGGUGCCCAAAACCGGACCGCAGGCGCCGCGAGAUCUGGGCCCCACGCUGUGAGACUAGCCGCGACGCUAACACCGCACUGCGCGACAAAGUGCUGAACGUCAUCGUCCUGCGACGCCGACGCAGUAAUAGGACGCCCUCCCGGAAGUGGGCUCUGGAUCGGGCAGUAAAAGUGGCAGCCAGGUCGCAGCUGAGCUGUUUCUCUGCGUUUCCUCUCGAUCCCUCCUGAUCCCUGCAGGUCCGCGUAGAGACGAAACUUCUCCGCUGUCAUGGGGGGCGGAGAUCUGAAUCUGAAGAAGAGCUGGCACCCACAGACCCUUCGCAAUGUGGAGAAGGUGUGGAAGGCCGAGCAGAAGCAUGAGGCUGAGCGGAAGAAGAUCGAGGAGCUGCAGCGGGAGCUGCGGGAGGAGCGGGCCCGGGAGGAGAUGCAGCGCUAUGCUGAGGACGUCGGGGCUGUCAAGAAAAAAGAGGAAAAACUGGACUGGAUGUAUCAGGGUCCUGGCGGGAUGGUGAACCGCGAUGAGUACUUGCUGGGGCGCCCCAUCGACAAGUAUGUUUUUGAGAAGAUGGAGGAGAAGGAGGCAGGCUGUUCUUCGGAGACAGGACUGCUCCCAGGCUCCAUUUUUGCCCCUUCUGGUGCCAAUUCCCUUCUUGACAUGGCCAGCAAAAUCCGGGAAGACCCACUCUUCAUCAUCAGGAAGAAGGAGGAGGAGAAAAAAAGAGAGGUGUUGAAUAAUCCUGUGAAAAUGAAGAAAAUCAAAGAAUUGUUGCAGAUGAGUCUGGAAAAAAAGGAGAAGAAGAAAAAGAAGGAGAAGAAGAAGAAGCACAAGAAACAUAAGCACAGAAGCUCCAGUAGUGAUGGUUGCAGUAGCGAGGAGGAGCGCAGCCGGGGGAGGUGAGCACAUCUUCAAAAGAAGGUGGCAGAUUCUUCCCCUGUGCUGUCCAGAGCCCCGGGAUAUGGCUUACAGAUCAAGGACUCCUACCAUAGCCAGGGAGCGCAGAGUUCUCUGAUGGCCAAGCAAAAGGGAACGCACGGGUUGAAGAAUUAUUCCAGGUCCAGAAGCUCCUCCCACUCACCUCCCAGACAUGCUAACAAGAAGAGCACCCGGGACAGGAGUUCUCGAUCCCCAGGCAGAAGGUCACGGUCCCCGAGGCCAAGCAAAGCGCACAACUCUAAGGUCAAUAGAAGAGAGAGAGGCCGAACUAAGAGCCCAUCGCCUAAAAAGGAGGUCUACCAAAGGCGGCACGCCCCUGGAUACACCAGAAAGCUCUCAUCAGAGGAACUAGAGCGAAAACGUCAAGAGAUGAUGGAAAAUGCUAAGUGGCGGGAGGAAGAGAGGCUGACCAUCCUCAAGAGGCACGCCAAGGAUGAUGAACGGGAGCAGAGGCUGGAGAAGCUGGGCUCCCGGGAUGGGAAGUUUAUCCACCGCAUGAAGCUGGAGAGUGCAUCUUCCUCCUCCCUGGAGGAUAGGGUGAAACGGAACAUCUACUCUCUACAGAGAACCUCAAUGGCUCUGGAGAAGAACUUUAUGAAAAGAUGAAAGCUAUCCCCUCUCUUGCUGGCUUUCCUGAAAUUUCCAGGGAGGCUGCUGAUCCCUUAAAAAUUCUCUUUAUAAGAGUUCAAGUGACUUCUUGCACAGUCGUCAAAGCACCACUGUUCAAAGUGACUCUCUUCCGGUGAUUCCUGAAACAGCUUACUUCCUUUGAGAACCAGUGCAACGCACUUUAUGGGACACUCAGUAACUUUUGCUGAGUGCCUUGUAGGUUUUAAUGGGUGGGCACUAGACACUCUACGUGUGAGCACUCACCCUGCUCUGGAAGGCUGUUUCCUGUGGUCAUGAUACUUCUUAUGCCACUUUCUUCCCUGCUGUGAGAACUGUGUGCCUCAGUGUAGACUGGACCUUGCAGAAACCUCUCUCCGGAGUCGCGCAGAUAGACUGUGCUUAGUGGGGUAAAUGAACAUCUUUCUUGAUUUAGUAGAUCAUGUGACAGAAUGCUGUCAGAUUAGGGCAGAUCUAAGGAGAGACAAAGAAUCUGGAAGGGGACACAAUCCAAAAAAGCACUAAAUGAGCUGUUGAACUAUUUGGACUGUCUUUUGAACUGUAAAAAGUGUAGUGUGUAU